AUUCACAGCAGCCCAGCGACACCUCCUGUAACCUAGUUCUGCAGUUCAUUGUUUUGUCACAACAGCUAACUGUCGGUUCAUUUUUUUUUUCUCUUCCUCUCUCGUCCCACACACACUCUCCGCCGUUGGAACAACUAUCUGAAUCCGUUAUAAAGUCCUUAGAGAGACAGAGAAUGGAAACAAAAAAGAGUCAACCUGACAACCUACCAUCACCUGCUCCUCCAGCCCCAGUGGUGACUUCUUGCAGGAAGAAAAAGAAUGAGGAGGCCACCUUCCUUGAAGACUUGAAGGAUCACAUGGAUGAGUUCAUUCAUGCAUCAAUGGAUGAGCACAAAACUUGCUUUAAGAAGACCAUCCAAAAGAUGUUUGGAAUGUCAAAAGUUGUAGCAGAAAGGAAUGCUAAAUCAAAGGAAGUUGAAAGUGUUCUGCCCCUUCGAACUACACUGUCAAAAUAGAGUAUCUUCCUUCCUCUUUAAUAACGUGAUAUUUUGUACUAGAUCUAUAUGAGUUAGCAAUAAAUUGUUAAAUCAUGUUACCAUGCUUUCAGUUUGAUUAGUUUAUACCUUACUUAAACAAGUCUUGUACUUUAUAUUUUACAUUGGGAUUAAGAUAAAAUAAUUUGAUUGAUUCUAUGA
Molecule: messenger RNA, 635 nt
Organism: Durio zibethinus
Lineage: Eukaryota; Viridiplantae; Streptophyta; Magnoliopsida; Malvales; Malvaceae
Source: RefSeq, a predicted model, not a curated record